This is a messenger RNA of Brettanomyces nanus, 1221 nucleotides long. RefSeq lists its product as uncharacterized. The transcript has a single exon. Gene Ontology annotation, biological process: coenzyme A biosynthetic process. Lineage: Eukaryota; Fungi; Ascomycota; Pichiomycetes; Pichiales; Pichiaceae. Gene Ontology annotation, molecular function: ATP binding; pantothenate kinase activity. The record is from RefSeq and is a predicted model, not a curated record. Bases 1 to 1221 code for a protein of 406 amino acids. Gene Ontology annotation, cellular component: cytosol; nucleus.
AUGACCGAGUCAUCUUCUACAUCCAGCCACCAGAAUAGCAGUAUUUAUAUCCAUCAUCACUGUGAGAAUCCAAAACCUCUGCAAGUAGCCGAUGCCCACAUUAUUUACGACGAGAAAAAUUAUCUACCCGAUGAAGUGCCUGAUACCAGAGAUAUAGCACUUCCGUACAACGAGGAUAAGAUUAACGAGAUAUCCAUCGAUAUUGGCGGCUCUUUGGCCAAACUCUGCUACUCGAAGCCAGAUCCUCAAGCUGGAGGUGUUCGCCUUUGUUUUUACAGCCUUGAAACCGAUAAGAUUGACUUAUUUAUUCGAUUCAUUCAAGAGAUCUUGGUCCAGUACUAUCAUCACGAUCCUGCACAUCACCUAUAUAACGAGAAUCUUGUUGUAAUAGCCACUGGAGGCGGUGCUUACAAAUACUACGAUAAGUUACGCCACGAAUUGCAUUGCACUGUACAAAAAGAGGAUGAGAUGCAAUGUCUUAUAAUAGGCCUGGACUUCUUUGUUACCGAGAUAAAGCGAGAGGUGUUUUAUUUCGACGAGGCUAAACAUUGCUACGUGGAAGUGGAGCUUAACGAUGACGAAAAUGGUCAAACAGAGGUAAUUGAGGAUCAAUAUCCCUAUUUAUUAGUCAACAUAGGCUCGGGAGUAUCCAUGAUUAAGGUGACAGGUCCAGGCCCAGACAGCUUUUUGCGAGUUGGGGGUUCAUCUCUUGGAGGAGGUACCCUUUGGGGCCUACUCUCUAUCUUGACAGACUGCAGAACCUUUGAUGAAAUGUUGGAGAUGGCAGCCCAAGGAAACAACGAGAAUGUUGAUCUUUUAGUAGGUGAUAUAUACGGUCAAGGAUACAACAGUAUUGGUCUUAAGGCUAAUCACAUAGCCAGUUCGAUGGGGAAGGUUUACAAAAAGGUGUUUGAAGAUGAGAAAGGACGAAACGAAGACAGAGAACAUCGGUUGCACAAAUUCCACCAGCAAGAUAUAGCCAGAUCGUUGUUGUAUGCAGUCUCCAACAAUAUUGGACAGAUUGCAUAUCUGCAAGCACAGAGAUACAACCUCAAGAAGAUCUACUUUGCAGGGUCGUAUAUCCGAAACCACUAUCAGACGAUCCGAACUUUGAGCUACGCCAUUGAUUUCUGGUCUGGGGGAACGAAAAAGGCUUAUUUCUUGAGACACGAGGGUUAUUUGGGGAGUAUGGGAGCCUUUUUGAUGAGAAGAGCAGAUUAA